UUUGUUAAGUGGACUCCACGAGGUUUCGAAUGCCGUACCAGGCUAUUCGAGAUUUCGUUUUCUGAGGUGGACUUGCCCGUAAAAACCCCAAAAUUUUAUUGGCAGUCGCCACGUUCGCCGCUGAUGCAAACUUCGUGAGUUAGGCCUUAGGCGUGAGAACUGUACAAUAGCGACUAGCGAGAGCCGAGAGCCGAGAGGUCAGCCAGUAGCAAAUCCGAACUCGGGUUCGGUUCUUGCUAGAAAAUGAAACCGAGAGGCACAACUUGCGAAAGUAUAACCUCUUAUCGCUGUAUCACGGCUUAUGGAUUCGCCCCUCUUUACGGCAGCUAGCGACUUCGACAUGGGACGGAAGAUGGAAUGGGCGGGGCGAUCGAGCCACCUAGGAGGGAUUCCUCGGAAGCUCGUCUUCAUUGCAGUGGGGGCAUUCGCCAAGGUGGUUGACACCCUCCUCAACUCUACCUCCGUUCACAACGCCGAAACCCUUAUUCGUCUAGUCCACUCCCGACCUCCUGGUGUUCCCCUCAUCACCGUCAGCAAUCACAUGUCAACAUUGGAUGAUCCUCUUAUGUGGGGGUUCAAGGAAUUCCCGUCGGCAGAUGCAAAACUGGCACGAUGGGUACUGGCAGCUGAAGACAUAUGCUUCAAAAAUGUGGUUCUUACGUAUUUCUUCCGUCUUGGAAAAUGCAUACCCAUAAGAAGGGGUGCAGGAAUUUAUCAGGAACACAUGAAUGAAGCUCUUGAUCGCUUGAGUGAUGGCGCCUGGGAGCAGUUGCAUACAUUUCCAGAAGGAAAAGUGUCACAAGAAGAUAAGCCUAUCAGGCGGUUAAAAUGGGGAACUGCCAGCCUUAUUGAACGUGCACCAGUAACACCAAUAGUUUUGCCAAUUGUGCAUCAUGGUUUUGAAAAGGUGAUGCCUGAGAAGUCUUUCUUUGGAAGAAGGCCGCCAUUCCCUCUCUGCAAUAAAGACAUUAAAAUAGUUGUAGGUGAGCCAAUAGAUUUUGACCUUCCUAAAUUGAGGCAGAUGGCCAUGUCCGUGUCUAGAGAUAUGUCAUUCCGCAGCUCUGGAUGGCCUAUGACUUCUCCUCAUGGACUUGAUGAGCCAGCACAGAGAUGGCUCUACACUACCAUCUCUGAUCGUAUUCGAGCUAUCAUGGAACAUCUAAGAUGCCUUGCUAUCCAAUUUUAACAAUGAAUGUACGGGGUUUUAUUCCUUUCCUUUUUUUUUUUUGUUGGCAUGGUCAGUAUCUUCUUAGUGCUUAUUGACCAUGCAAAAAUUUUUUCAUAGUUUAGAUUUUGUCGCCUGAGACUGAUUCUAUAGGUUUCAAGGUUGAUAUUUGAUUAAUGAAAAUUAUGAUUUUUAAUGAGUGAAAUUUAAAGAGUUUUACUUGAAGGAUCUAA
Molecule: messenger RNA, 1398 nt
Organism: Nelumbo nucifera (sacred lotus)
Lineage: Eukaryota; Viridiplantae; Streptophyta; Magnoliopsida; Proteales; Nelumbonaceae
Product: Phospholipid/glycerol acyltransferase family protein
Biological process (GO): phospholipid metabolic process
Source: RefSeq, a predicted model, not a curated record